Didymodactylos carnosus is the source of this 1892-nucleotide messenger RNA. The record is from the annotation of a GenBank genome assembly. Lineage: Eukaryota; Metazoa; Rotifera; Eurotatoria; Philodinida; Philodinidae.
AGAAUCUUACUCAUAUAGGCACACUUGGAUUUUAUUUUACGUGAAGUAAAUCAUUUAACUGAUUUGUUCAAGGUAUUUAUUGGCGUGCGUUUAUCCUGGAUUUGACUUAUAAAUACUUGAACCAGCUUAACUACGCUUUACUAAUCUGUGCUUAUACGAAGCAGAAAAAUCUUGAUUAUCUUCAGAUCCAUGUUUCUACAACUGUUUCUCGGAGGAUAACGACUAGUCCUGCUAAUCUUGCGUUUACAGAUGUGAGCUAGGAUAAGGAAAAUAUAGUUCUAAACCAUCUCAAGUUACAUCAUUUCAAAUCACUGUUACCGAUCAAGGUCCCUUUUGAGGAUCUUUCUGGUUGUCAUCUAAAUAGCGUCUAUGAUUAGCUUAUCCGCUCUACUUCACCAGAAUUUAAUUUAGUAACUCUGGAAGCAAGACCCAAAUUUUCUAUUUUUGAAUUUAAAAGUUGUUUAUUGUUAUCAUAAGGUGGAAAAUUGCCACGGAAUAAGGGUCAAGAUGCAGAGAUUAGCUAUGAUUUUUAUAACAUUCCUAUUUUGAUCGAUAUAAGAGAAAUCGUUCACCGGUAACUGAAUUGGAAAGAAAAUUGUUGAAACAGUGUUGUUUAAUCUGUCUGAGGAAAAGGACACGGAACUAUCGUAUAACAGAAAGAACAUAUAAGUAUAUAUUUUUUUCUGUACUACACUUGACUUUAUUAGUUUGUAUAUUUAACUGGUAUUAUUUGAUGUUACGAAAUUGUUUUAAGCAGGAUCUAUUAUUUUUCUGAAACUUUUUUGAAACUUAUAUGAUUGUUAUAUGAUUGUUAACAAUUAUUGUUUUCGCACAGGAAAACAAUAACGGUUAAUAAUUUCGAUUCGAAUCUUUUCUCUAAAUAAUAUGUGCGCUUAAAGUACGAAAGUUGAAAUGUAGGAAGGAUGAGAGUGAUGGGUGCUUUCUAUAAAUGGAGUACAACCAUUCGUAGUAUAGCAACAACUAUACUCUCAUUUACAUGGAAUGCGCACACAAAAAGGUUCGCUACUGUAUUACAAGUUGUUUCUAGUAUUCAUCUUUUCAUAUAGUUACAAGCUCAUUGAUCUUUACAGUCGAACUAAGAUUUCCAUGUAUUUUCCACAGUUUUCAUGUAACGGGGCCACCGUGACCGUUACAUUUCCUCACUACCGCGAAUUAAUUUCAAAAGAGGCUCCGCGAUGGUAGCAUAACUCCUGAUAAACCGGCGAUAAUAUCCGGUUAAUCCGAGGAAUGAACACAUGUCUUUAACUUUGAACGGAACCGGAAAAUCACUUACUGCGCGUAAUUUUUCCGGAUCUGGACGUAUACCAUCGGCACUGAUUAUAUGUCUUAAGUAGCGAAGCUCCUUCUGACAAAAAUGGCAUUUAGGUGCCAUUUGGUUCUUGAUUGCUAAAAGCUCUCGUAAAGCUCUCUUCGACCGUUCCUCGAUUACCACAACAAUUACAGUCGAAUCGGCGGUUCAGGCUAAUAGAAGUAAGCUGUAUGACUGUCCUGAAGGGGGAUGUGUAUUUUCGUUUAUCAGAUACGUAAAUUUAACUCAACAUUUACGUACAGGAAAACAUCGACGUCGAAUAGAACGCAGUUCCAUGAGGGACAUGGAUUUGAAGGCGAUACGUGAAAAGCAAACAAAAACAGUAGUUGUAGACGAAGUGGAGGAGGAAGAUGACGAUGAAUUUGACGAUAAUCAGGCAGUUGAAGAGACUGAGCAAAGAAAUAAUUUAAGAAAUUCAAUGGGAAUUAGCAAUGAACAAUCAUCACCUCCAGCUUCCUUUCGAAACCGAGCAGUGUCACCCGAUAAAAGAGCUGGAUCAACGACUGAUGUUCGUCCGGAUAAAAAACGUUCGUCAUCGAGGAAACGUACUGGUGUCAAAUAA